Molecule: messenger RNA, 573 nt
Organism: Aspergillus luchuensis
Lineage: Eukaryota; Fungi; Ascomycota; Eurotiomycetes; Eurotiales; Aspergillaceae
Exons: 2
Coding region: 1-573 (190 amino acids)
Source: RefSeq, a predicted model, not a curated record
AUGUCGUCCUUUUCCGCACAGUCCACCAGUGAAGAAGUCUGCCAAGUCCUGGCGGACCAUAUUAAAGGGAGCAAAGUCCUAAUUACUGGCGUCACACUAGGCAGUGUUGGCGGCGAGGCAGCUCUUCAACUCUCCCGUCACCAGCCGGCUCUCCUGGUCCUGGCCGGUCGCAACCUGCAGACUCUCCAGGCUGCCGAAAUUGCCAUCAAAGCCGAGACACCGGGUGCAAAUACUCGUCUUCUCAUUCUAGACCUCAGCUCGCAAAGAAGCGUCCGCAAGGCAGCUGCAGAGGUGAACAACUAUCCGGAGCGCAUCGAUCAUCUCAUCAACAACGCAGGCAUCAUGGCGACACCGUACACAACCACCGCAGAGGGAGUGGAACUGCAGUUUGGAACAAACCACAUUGGCCACUUUCUCUUUACCAACCUGCUCUUGGGGAGAAUGAUGAGCGGAGAGUCAAAGGUUCGAGUGGUGAAUGUCAGCAGUGCUGGCCAUAAGCGUGGACCUGUCAGGUUCGACGAUGUGAAUUUCGAGGUUUGUUCUGUCCCAAAAAUGAUCACCCUUCGUAUAUGA